AUGAAUCAUCGAGUCGGACAACUACGCCGCCUGGUGUUUGUCUUGGUAGGGCUGCUGGGUUGGGUGAUCGUUCCGCCCAAUACGGCGGACGCCAAAGCACGGAACGUCCUGUUCAUCGCCGUCGAUGACAUGCGGGUGGAGUUGGGGUGCUACGGCGAUACGAUUGCCAAAAGCCCCAACAUCGACCGGCUUGCGAGCCAGGGAACAUUGUUCCAGCGGGCCUAUUGUCAGCAGGCGGUAUGCAACCCCUCCCGGGCAUCGCUGCUCACCGGGUUGCGUCCCGACACCAUUCGCAUUUGGGAUCUACCGACUCACUUCCGCGAGCACGAACCCGAGCUGGUCACCCUUCCCCAACUGUUCAAACAGAACGGUUACCAUGCCCAAUGCGUGGGGAAGAUCUUCCACAAUUGGCGGCAAGACGAUUACCAGGGCGACCCCACCUCUUGGAGCGUGCCCUCGCAGAUGCACUACAACAGCCACGGGAACGACACCCCGCAGGUCGAGGGCAAGGCUCCGACAGAUUACUCCGGCGUGCCGCGAACCGAGAUGUGCGACGUGCCGGACGAAGCGUACUUCGAUGGCCGUAUUGCCCAAUUGGCGAUCGACGCUUUGCAGCAGGUGCAGGACCAACCGUUCUUCCUGGCCGUCGGUUUUUGGAAACCACACGCUCCGUUCAACCCGCCGAAACGUUACUGGGAUCUUUACGAUCGCUCCGACGUACAGCCGCCCGAGCCGGCGGAGGCACCCGCCGAUGUUCCACCGCUGGCGAUGCACGAUAGCCGCGAAAUCCGCCGGGGCUUCAAAGACCGACCCGACGGUCGGCCAACUGUGGAAGACACACUCGCCCUGCGGCACGGAUACUACGCGGCGAUCAGCUAUGUUGAUGCCCAGAUUGGGAAAGUGCUCGACGAGCUGGAGCGGUUAGGGCUGCGCGACGACACGAUUGUCGUCUUCUGGUCCGAUCAUGGCUUUCACUUGGGCGAACAUACGCUGUGGGCCAAGACGUCAAACUUCGAACUCGACGCUCGCGUGCCAGUGAUCAUCGCCACGCCGGAACAUACCGGCGGGCAACGGGCCGAGGGGUUAGUCGAACUGCUCGAUCUUUACCCGACGUUAGCCGAUCUGUGCGACCUGCAGGCGCCUGAGAACCUGGAAGGGAAGAGCCUGCGUCCGCUGUUGGACGAACCCGGCGGGACAGUGAAGGACGCCGUAUUCACGCAGCACACCCGGCCGGCUUAUCCUUCGACGAAGGAGCCGUUGGUGGCGAUGGGCUAUUCGAUGCGCACCGACCAGUUUCGCUACACCGAGUGGUGCAGUGUGGAGGACGGGCACGUGAUGGCCCGGGAGUUGUACGAUCACGAAGAGGACCCGCUGGAGACGGCGAACCGCGCCGACGAUUCGCGAUACGCCGACACGAUGAAAAGCCUGGCCGCUCAAAUGGCGGCCACCAUCACCCGGCCCGAGUUCACGUACGGACAGACGAAGAUGAUUCCAAUUGAGGAAGCCCUACGGCUGAUUGAGCAGCACGCGAAGCCCUUGGCGGCGAUCGAUGUGGCGGCCGUCGAUGCAUUGGGGAUGACGUUGGCUGAAGAUGUGGCCAGCGAUAUCGAUUCUCCGCCAUACGACAAGGCCCUGGUCGAUGGUUACGCGGUGGUGGCCGACGACGUGAAGUCCGGCACCGCGCGGUUGAAAAUUCUGGAGGAAGUGACCGCCGGGCGAAUGCCAACCCAGCCGCUCGCCUCGGGGCUGGCGACACGAAUUAUGACCGGUGCGCCAUUGCCUGACGGGUGCGAUGCGGCGGUGAUGGUUGAGACGACCGAAGUUGAGUCCGACGCCAAAGGCGGGUUGGGACAUGUCGUCAUUCAAGGCAAGCCGAUCAAACCCGGCGUGAAUGUGAUGUCCCGAGCCCAGGCCAUGCAGCGGGGGCAGAAAGUGUUGCAGGCCGGUUCGCUCAUUCGGCCGGUGGAAGUCGGGCUGCUGGCUGAAGUUGGCCGCGUGCGCGUGAAAGCCAUCGCGCGUCCACGGGUGGCGGUGCUCUCGACCGGCGAUGAAGUGGUGCCCGCGGAGACCACCCCCCAAGCCGCGCAGAUUCGCAACAGCAACGGCCCUUUGCUGGCUUCGUUUGUGGUCAGUUGUGGCGCGGUGCCGAUUGAACUGGGGAUCGCCCCGGAUGAAAUCGGUUCGUUACGCGCAGCCAUUCAGCGUGGAUUGGAAGCCGACAUGCUGGUGCUCUCCGGCGGCGUUUCGGCCGGAGUGCUCGACCUGGUGCCGCAGGUGCUGAGCGAGUUGGGCGUUCAGCAGGUGUUUCACAAGGUGCAGCUCAAGCCCGGCAAGCCGGUGUGGUUUGGCACAAAGACAGGCGAAAACGCCGACACGUUGGUGUUCGGUUUGCCCGGCAACCCGGUCGGUGCGUUGGUGGCCGGCAUGUUGCUGGUCCGCCCCGCACUGCGGCACAUGCUGGGACAACCCUUUGCCGCCACGCCCACCUUCGGGGCCGUGCUCUCCACCGCCUUCAAACACAAAGGCGGACGCCCCACCUACCAUCCCUCAGUCGUCAAAAGCGAUGGAACUGAAGUCACCGUCGAGCCCCUCACCUGGCACGGCUCCGCCGAUCUCUGCACUUUGUCGAGAGCCAACGCACUGGUGCACUUCCCCGCCGAACAGUUGGAGUUCGCAGCCGGCGAGCUGGUGGAAGCGGUGGAGUUGUAA
This is a messenger RNA of Cladocopium goreaui, 2709 nucleotides long. Lineage: Eukaryota; Dinophyceae; Suessiales; Symbiodiniaceae. The record is from the annotation of a GenBank genome assembly.